Messenger RNA from Truncatella angustata, 894 nucleotides. RefSeq lists its product as uncharacterized. Gene Ontology annotation, cellular component: Swr1 complex. Gene Ontology annotation, molecular function: nucleosome binding. The coding region runs from base 1 to 894 and encodes 297 amino acids. The transcript has a single exon. Gene Ontology annotation, biological process: chromatin remodeling. NCBI's taxonomy places the organism in Eukaryota, Fungi, Ascomycota, Sordariomycetes, Amphisphaeriales, Sporocadaceae. The record is from RefSeq and is a predicted model, not a curated record.
AUGAACAACUUUGGGGUGAUAGAAGUAGCGAGCACAAGGACCACCAAUGCGCCAGGCUGGGCCUACGUCCCCGACACGGGUCCCGUGCCGAGCGCGACCGGCACGCAAUCCCGCAAGCGAGCUCGCAACACCGGCGGCGCCAACCUCAGCUAUGCCGACCUGACCGCCCGGCAGGAGACCAAGAUCCGCAAGGAGCUGGAAGUCCUCGACCGCGACAACUCCCGCGAUGUCGUCAUCCCAAUACCGUCGCGGCCGGGCGGGGCGAGCAGCAGAACGGGGGGCAAGAGCACGCCCAACGUUCGCAGGAUAUUGCAGAGCCAGAAGACGUUUGCUAACUACCUGGACGACUUCAUCGCGGCGGGCGCAGGCAUAGACACGAGCGCCGGCACACCGAGUGGCGCGGCGGCAAGCGGAAGGUCCGCGGCUGCGGCAGCGAGUGCGGCCAUGAGCCGGGCGAGGACGGCCGGUGCUCCACAGCAGUCGCAGAGGAGACCCGACGCGCCAGCUACGAAGCCGGCCGGGAAACAGGCGGUGGGCAAUCCAGAGGAUGUCGAGAUGACGGAUGCACCAGGGUCCAGGAGCGCAUAUCUGCAGUCUUAUACUGGGUCGUUGCCGCCGCCCAACCCGUCAGACGACGAUCCGCUGCUCGUAUCAAGAGUACCGCCCCUGCCUUCGGAUGAAGAGUUGAAAGCACUCAUGUCAGCACCGCCCCUGACGUAUCUCGAAGCGAAGGCGGGCUGGAAUGACGAGGACAAGAGGUACCCCACCCGAAUGUUCUGUGAGGUCUGUGGGUAUUGGGGGAGGGUAAGAUGCAUGAAGUGCGGCGUGCGGGUAUGCGCACUAGAGUGUCUGGAGACACACCGUGAGGAAUGUGUAACAAGAUACGGACUAUAA